Exserohilum turcica Et28A is the source of this 1170-nucleotide messenger RNA. RefSeq lists its product as uncharacterized. The record is from RefSeq and is a predicted model, not a curated record. Bases 102 to 962 code for a protein of 286 amino acids. The transcript has a single exon. Lineage: Eukaryota; Fungi; Ascomycota; Dothideomycetes; Pleosporales; Pleosporaceae.
UGCAAUCUUUGAAUUUCUACAGCCUCUUCUAGUGUCUGCAAUCUCCAGCCACCUACAACCUCGUUCAACACCUACACCCUUCCUAAAUACCUACAAACAUCAUGCCAACAUCGCAACAUCCAAGCGAGCCACCGCCCAGCUACGAAGCCGCCAUCUUUGACGCAGACCCAUCGCCUGGCCUCCAUCGCGUUUCCACAGAUGGUCCUGCAGCGCGCACAGAGCGCAAUGGUAUUCCACCCGAGUGGCGGCGCUCCAUGGAGGACUUGAUGCGCGAGCUGCCUCCUGGAUGGAUCCGAUCGUUUGACGAGCAGUCUCAGCACCAGUUCUUCGUAAACACGCGAGCCAACCCUCCACGUAGUAUAUGGACGCACCCAUACGACGAUGAAGAGUAUCUCAGCACACUGAGCCCGGAAGAGCGCAACAAGCACACGCGCAUGCACCGGACCAUGACUAUGGACGACCUUGCUGCCGAGGACUCCGACGCAGAAGAUCACUUGCCGCCGCGAACGGCGCCAAAGGAUAAAGGAGCAGCGGCUUCUGGCGAGCCAACAGGCAUUCACAAGUUCUCCAGAAAGCUCAAGGACAAGAUCACGGGACAGACACACGACGAACGUGAACUAGCCCGACAGCGCCGCGCAGAGCAAGAACGCCAGGCCUAUCUCCAGCACAUGCGCACGCGAGAGGCCAUCAUACGCGCAAUGGAAACAGGCGAACCGCAACUGCUAGGCAAAGACCGACAGGGCAGGGACGUGUACAUUGAGCCGCCUCAUGGAUCUGUGCCAAGAGGAGCCUUCGGAUACAAUCCAUAUGGUCCCCGCCAGUACUACAGUCCCAACGUCCGAUACAUGCGCCCGGCUACACCGUACGGCAGGCCGUAUGGUUACGGGUACGGCGGAGGCGCUGGGCUGCCAAUUGCGGCUGGACUUCUUGGUGGCACUCUACUGGGAAGUGCAUUAUUCUAGGGACUCUAAUCUUGAUCUCCCAGCCGGAUUACUGCGGAAGUCGGGCACCGGGCGCAUGAAUUUGUUUUGACAAAAACAACACACACACAAUCAUACAGAUACGCCUCAAGUCGAUGACGCAGAUAGCGUUUGUUUUUUCUUCUUCCUGUAUACUAGCACUAGUCCUUGUUCCAUAGUAGGCUUUUAAUAAGACACGACUGUCAUGAUG